Molecule: messenger RNA, 2422 nt
Organism: Scheffersomyces coipomensis
Lineage: Eukaryota; Fungi; Ascomycota; Pichiomycetes; Serinales; Debaryomycetaceae
Gene: GLC3
Product: 1,4-alpha-glucan branching enzyme
Exons: 1
Coding region: 222-2363 (713 amino acids)
Biological process (GO): glycogen biosynthetic process
Cellular component (GO): cytoplasm
Molecular function (GO): cation binding; 1,4-alpha-glucan branching enzyme activity; hydrolase activity, hydrolyzing O-glycosyl compounds
Source: RefSeq, a predicted model, not a curated record
GUUGGUGCGGUGUCUGUGUGUUUAAAGUCAAAUGUGGGAGAAGGAAGGGAACGUCAGGGAAUGAGGGAGCGGAGUGGGUUGAUUCACUUUUGGCAAUUUAAAAUUUUAUAUAUUUUAAAUUUGAUGAUUAUCUAUCACCAAUUUCAUCAAUUGAUAUUUGUAUAGUAUCAAUUGCUUUGAUUUGGACUAGAAAUUAUCUCAAUUCAAUCGUAUCAUCCUCAAUGUCUGAUCUUAAGUCAACUAAUAGUAGUGCCGCCGAGCCAGCUACUGAUAACAGAAGCUUGAUUAAAGCCGCAUUGGAUAUCGAUCCUUGGUUAGAACCCUUUUCUCAACCAUUGAUUGAUCGUCAACUUGAUUUUAAGAAAUGGUAUGCUGAUUUGAAUAGUUCAGAAGGUUCACUUGUUAAAUUUGCUUCUUCUUAUCAUGAAUAUGGUUUACAUGCUGAUUGGAAUUCAACUUCAAUCACUCUUACUCAAUAUAUUCCUGAUGUUUUAGAAGUAUCAUUGGUUGGAGAUUUUAAUGAUUGGAAUGUUAAUAGUCAUAAAUUAAAUAAAGUUAAUAACUUUGGUUUAUGGUCUUUAACUAUUCCUUCUAUUAAUGGUGAAUUUGCUAUUAAACAUGAUACAAGAUAUAAAAUUGCUAUGAAACUUCCAUCUGGUGAAAUCAUCUUUAGAUUAGAUCCUUGGCUUAGAAGAGCAACUCCAUCAACUGAAAAUACUUUAUAUGAAGGUAGAUUUUGGAAUCCACCUCCUCAAGAAAAAUAUCAAUUUAAACAUAAAAGAGCUCAAUUUAAUGAUAGAGAAGGUAUUAGAAUUUAUGAAGCUCAUGUUGGUAUUUCAACUCCAGAACCAAAAGUUGGUACCUAUAAAAAUUUCACUCAAAAUGUUUUACCAAUUAUUCAUACUUUAGGUUAUAAUACUAUUCAAUUAAUGGCUAUCAUGGAACAUGCUUAUUAUGCUUGUUUUGGUUAUCAAGUUACUAAUUUCUUUGCUAUUUCAUCUCGUUAUGGUACUCCUGAUGAUUUAAAAGAAUUAAUUGAUACGGCUCAUGGUUUAGGUAUUAAAGUUUUAUUAGAUGUGGUUCAUUCUCAUAGUUCAAAAAAUGUUCAAGAUGGUUUAAAUAUGUUUAAUGGUACUGAUUAUUAUUUAUUUCAUGGUGGUCCAAAAGGUAAUCAUGAUUUAUGGGAUUCAAGAUUAUUUAAUUAUGCAAAUCAUGAAACUUUAAGAUUCUUAUUAUCAAAUUUAAAAUUCUUUAUUGAUGAAUAUAAAUUUGAUGGAUUUAGAUUUGAUGGAGUUACUUCAAUGUUAUAUAAACAUCAUGGUUUAAGUUUUGGCUUUAGUGGUGAUUAUAAUGAAUAUUUUAAUCCUGAUUAUGUUGAUGGUGAUGCUAUUAAUUAUUUAAUGUUAGCUCAUAAAUUAUUAGAUGAUAUGAGUCAAUUAGAAAAUAAUUUUAAAUUUAUUUCCAUUGCUGAAGAUGUUAGUGGAAUGCCAACUCUUUGUUUACCACUUUCUCAAGGUGGUAUUGGGUUUGAUUAUAGACUUUCAAUGGCUAUUCCAGAUAUGUGGAUUAAAAUUCUUAAACAUUUAUCCGAUGAUCAAUGGGAUUUAUCUAAUAUUGUUCAUACUUUAACCAAUAGAAGAUAUAAAGAAAAAUGUAUUAGUUAUUGUGAAUCUCAUGAUCAAGCUUUAGUUGGUGAUAAAACUAUUGCCUUUUGGUUAAUGGAUAAAGAAAUGUAUACCAAUAUGUCAAAAUUAUCCGAAAAUACUCCUGUUAUUGAUAGAGGUAUUGCUUUACAUAAAUUAAUAAGAUUAUUAACUUUCGCUCUUGGUGGUGAAGGUUACUUAAAUUUUGAAGGUAAUGAAUUCGGUCAUCCUGAAUGGUUAGAUUUCCCAAGAGAAGGUAAUGGACAAUCUUAUCAUUAUGCUAGAAGACAAUUCAAUCUUAUUGCUGAUGAUUUAUUAAGAUAUAAAUUCCUUUUUAACUUUGAUAGUGGUAUGUUAUCCUUAGAUACUAAAUAUGGUGUCUUAGAUACUCCACAAGCAUAUGUGUCAUUGAAACAUGAAAGUGAUAAAGUUCUUAUUUUCGAAAGACAUGGAUUAUUAUUCGCCUUUAAUUUCCAUCACAGUAAUUCUUAUCCUGAUUAUAAGGUUGGGGUUGAAACUGCAGGUACUUACGUUUUAGUCUUAAGCUCGGAUGAUAAAGAGUAUGGUGGUCACCAAAGAGUUGAAGAAUUAGAUGAACACGGUAAACCUUAUGAAUAUUUCACAAACAAUGAGAAAUGGAAUGAUAGAUCUAAUUCUUUACAAUUAUAUCUUCCUUCCAGAACUGCCAUUGUAUUACAACUCAAAAGUAAAGUUUUUUAAUUGUUUCCUUUUUAGUUUAGUUAUUUCCAAAAUAUAUAUUAUACUCUUAUAUAUAAAUA